Molecule: messenger RNA, 7408 nt
Organism: Manacus vitellinus (golden-collared manakin)
Lineage: Eukaryota; Metazoa; Chordata; Aves; Passeriformes; Pipridae
Gene: BRWD3
Product: bromodomain and WD repeat domain containing 3
Biological process (GO): regulation of transcription by RNA polymerase II; regulation of cell shape; cytoskeleton organization
Cellular component (GO): nucleus
Molecular function (GO): protein binding
Source: RefSeq, a predicted model, not a curated record
UGUCAAUGCACACAUCCCUCCGGAUUAUCUUCUUAGGAUCUGUGAGAGGCUUGGACCCCUCUUAGACAAGGAAAUCCCCCAGAGUGUUUUAGGGGUGCAGACUUUGCUGGGUGUCGGGCGCCAGUCUCUCCUGAGAGCAGCAAAAGACUUCAGACACACGCUAUGGAAAGGCUCUGCCUUUGCAGCUCUGCACAGGGGCCGACCCCCAGAACUCCCUGUGAACUAUGGGAAGCCACCAAACGUGGUUCACAUCCUGUCUGCCAGGCAAUUAACUGGAUGUGGCCGUUUCAGCCACUUGUUCCCAACAUCCACCUACCAACACAUGAAGAUGCAUAAGAGGAUUUUGGGGCACCUCUCAUCUGUUUAUUGUAUCGCCUUUGACCGCAGCGGGAGGAGAAUUUUUACAGGCUCAGAUGACUGUCUGGUGAAGAUCUGGGCGACGGAUGACGGGCGCCUGCUGUCCACCCUGCGGGGGCACUCGGCCGAGAUCUCGGACAUGGCCGUGAACUACGAGAACACGCUGCUGGCCGCGGGCAGCUGCGACAAGGUGGUGCGGGUGUGGUGCCUCCGCACCUGCGCCCCCCUCGCCGUCCUGCAGGGCCACUCGGCCUCCAUCACUUCCAUACAGUUCUCUCCAGCAAGGAAAGGAACAACACGAUACCUCACCUCCACUGGUGCCGAUGGAACAAUCUGUUUCUGGCAGUGGCAUGCGAACACCAUGAAAUUUAAGGAUCGUCCUGUAAAAUUUGCAGAGAGGUCCAGGCCUGGUGUUCAGAUCUCCUGUUCAUCCUUCAGUUCUGGUGGCAUGUUCAUUGCAACAGGUAGCACUGACCACGUGAUAAGAAUUUAUUAUUUGGGCUCAGAAUCUCCAGAGAAAAUGGCUGAGCUGGAAUCUCACACGGACAAGGUGGUUGCAGUCCAGUUCUGUAACAAUGGGGACAGCUUAAGGUUUGUCAGUGGAAGCAGAGAUGGAACAGCAAGAAUCUGGCACUACCAUCAGCAUGAUUGGAAGAGUGUGGUCCUGGAUAUGGCUACUAAAAUGACAGGAAACAAUGUGGCAUCUGGGGAGGACAAGGUGACUAAGCUGAAGGUCACCAUGGUGGCCUGGGAUCGAUACGAUGCCACUGUCAUCACUGCAGUCAACAACUUCCUUCUCAAAGUGUGGAACUCGUCCACAGGGCAGCUUCUCCACAGCUUAUCUGGUCAUGAUGAUGAAGUGUUUGUUCUGGAGGCUCAUCCCUUUGACCAAAGGAUUGUGCUUUCGGCGGGCCACGAUGGGAAUAUUUUUGUUUGGGAUAUAGACAAAGGAACAAAAAUUCGCAAUUACUUCAACAUGAUUGAGGGCCAAGGCCACGGAGCUGUUUUUGAUUGCAAGUUCUCACCAGAUGGGCAGCAUUUUGCCUGCACAGACUCUCAUGGACAUCUGCUACUAUUUGGUUUUGGAUGCAAUAAAUAUUAUGAAAAGAUUCCAGAUCAGAUGUUCUUCCAUACGGAUUACAGGCCUCUGAUCCGUGAUGCCAAUAACUACGUGUUGGAUGAACAGACCCAACAGGCUCCACAUCUGAUGCCUCCUCCAUUCCUGGUGGAUGUUGAUGGAAAUCCUCAUCCCACGAGAUUCCAGCGCCUGGUCCCAGGGAGGGAGAAUUGCAAGGAUGAGCAGCUCAUUCCUCAGCUGGGAUAUGUAGCUAAUGGUGAUGGUGAAGUAGUUGAACAAGUCAUUGGGCAGCAAACAAAUGACCAGGAUGAGAGUAUCCUCGAUGGAAUGAUCAGGGAGCUCCAGAGGGAACAAGAUCUCAGACUAAUUAAUGAAGGAGAAACUCCUCCAAACCCUCCACUCAACAGAUCCCUCUCUGUCAAUGGAGCCCUUCGCAGCCCGGCUCUGGACGUGGCCUCCCCCCCGAACGUGGGGCUCCGCCGGAGCGGGCAGAUCGAGGGCGUGCGGCAGAUGCACCACAACGCGCCCCGCAGCCAGAUGGCCACCGAGAGGGACCUCAUGGCCUGGAGCAGGAGGGUGGUGGUCAAUGAGCUCCCUCCAGGCGUCAGCAAGGUCCAGGAAGAAUGUCGAGCUGCCAAAGGUGAAAUAGAAAUUAGUUUAUACACUGUUGAAAAGAAGAGAAAGCCAUCCCACACCUUACAGCGGAGCGAAUUCCAGGCGGGCAGCGGCAGAUCCCUGCGCAGGAACCAGCGGCGGCGGCAGCACGCCUACCAGACCCGCUCCACCAUCGAGCACAGCCCGCAGGGAGCCCCCCACCACCCCUGUGCCCGCCAGCAAUCCGACAGCUCCUCCGAGGAAGAUGAGACUGUUGGCACAAGUGAUGCCUCCAUGGACGAUCCCGUGGCAGCCUGGCAAAGUGAAAGCAGUUCCAGUGAUUCAUCAAGUGAAUAUUCGGACUGGACAGCAGAUGCUGGAAUUAAUCUCCAGCCUCCAAAGAGACAGACCAGGCAGGCAGCUCGGAAAAUCUGUAGUAGUUCUGAAGAUGAAAAUAUGAAGGGAACAAAAGGACUGGAGCCAAAGCGAAGGAAACUUAAACAACCUAGAAAAAAGAAGCCCAGUGGCCUGCUGUCCCUGGAAGGGGAGCCCAGUGAGGAAUGGCUUGCUCCUCAGUGGAUCCUGGACACCAUUCCCCGGCGCUCCCCGUUCGUCCCACAGAUGGGAGAUGAGAUCAUAUACUUUAGGCAAGGCCAUGAAGCUUAUGUGAGGGCAGUAAGGAAAGCCAAAAUUUACAGUAUUAACAUGCAAAAACAACCAUGGAACAAAAUGGAACUCAGGGAACAAGAAUUUGUGAAGACUGUAGGGAUUAAAUACGAAGUUGGGCCUCCCACACUCUGCUGCUUGAAGCUUGCAUUCCUGGAUCCAAUCACAGGCAAAAUGACAGGAGAAUCCUUUUCCAUAAAGUACCAUGAUAUGCCAGAUGUCAUUGACUUCCUCGUGCUGCACCAGUUUUAUAACGAAGCCAAAGAAAGGAACUGGCAAAUAGGGGAUAGAUUUCGCAGUAUAAUAGAUGAUGCUUGGUGGUUUGGAACUGUGGAGAGUCAGCAGCCUUUCCAGGCAGAGUAUCCUGACAGUUCCUUCCAGUGCUACAGUGUGCACUGGGACAAUAAUGAAAGAGAGAGGAUGAGUCCCUGGGACAUGGAACCAAUCCCAGAAGGAACUGCCUAUCCAGAGGAGGUUGGUGCUGGAGUUCCUGUGACUCCAGAGGAGCUGACAGCUCUUCUCUACAAACCCCAGGAAGGAGAAUGGGGGGCCCAUUCCAGAGAUGAAGAAUGUGAACGAGUGAUCCGUGGCAUUGAGCAGCUUCUUUCCCUUGACAUUUCCAAUCCCUUUGCAGUCCCAGUGGACCUUAGUGCCUAUCCCAUGUAUUGCACUGUCGUUGCUUAUCCAACUGACCUCACCACGAUCAGGAGGAGACUUGAAAACAGGUUUUAUAGGAGAAUCUCUGCACUGAUGUGGGAGGUCAGAUACAUUGAACACAAUGCCAGGACCUUCAACGAGCCAGACAGUCCCAUAGUCAAAGCAGCCAAAAUUGUGACAGACGUGUUACUGCACUUCAUUGGAGAUCAGAGCUGCACUGAUAUCUUAGAGAUCUAUAACAAGGUGAAAGCAGAAGACCUGAGCAGCACUGAUGAAGAAGAGGAGGUGGCAGAAGUAGAUGUGGAUUCAGACGCUCCAGGAACUUCCUCUGGGAAAAGAAGAGUGAGACGACGAGUGAAGAGGCAGCCCAUGAAAGCCAGUCCUGAUGCCUGGAAGGAGCAGUGCCAGCAGCUGCUAAACCUGAUUUAUGAACGAGAGGACUCAGAGCCUUUUAGGCAGCCUGUUGAUCUCUUCUCUUAUCCUGAUUAUCGAGACAUUGUAGACACUCCCAUGGACUUCAGCACUGUGAAAGAAACCUUGGAAGCAGGAAACUACACCAGUCCCUUGGAAUUCUACAAAGACAUUCGUUUGAUAUUCUGCAACUCUAAGGCUUACACUCCUAAUAAAAAGUCUCGUAUUUACAGCAUGACCCUUCGACUCUCUGCCUUAUUUGAGAAUCACAUGAAGAACAUCAUCUCUGAGUACAAGGCAGCAAUGCAGUGUCAGAAGAGGAGGAGGCCACGGUACCGAAAACGGCUGAGGAGCAGCAGCAGCUCCCCCUCAACCAGCAGAGCAUCCAGCCCCAAAGGGAAGCAGAAACAAAUGAAGAUUCAACCUAAACCCAACCAGAAUACCUCACUGCCCCUGACCAGGACGAGCUCUUCAGUCUCAUCUCAUGUUUCAGAUACAGCAGAAGAACCUCUGGGUUCAGCCACUGGUGAAGAGCUGGAGGGUCAACCAUCUUCCUCAGGCUCCAAUGCACAGAACCGAAGUGGAAAUGCCAUAGAUCCAGGGAAAAGCAGGCCAGUCAGGAGUAAAUCCACACCAGUGAAACAAGAUCACUCUCCUGAUGGACCCCUCACCAAUGGAGAUGGCAGAGAGCCUCGGGCAGGAGUCAAGAGGAAGUUACUGAGCGCGUCGGAGGAGGACGAGCACCUGGAGGAGGCAGAGGAGGAGGAAAAGAAGAGAGAAUUAAAGGAAAAGUCUGGUUUGUCUUCAUCAGAAAGUGGGGAAUCGGGAUCCAGCUCCAGCUCUGAAAGCAGAAGUGGCUCUGAUUCCGACUCGGAAUCAACCUCCAGGACAGAUCAGGAUUACAUUGACGGAGACCAUGACUACAGCAAAGUGGUGCAAUCCAAAAAGCCCAAACGGAAAAUCAAACGGAAACUCAGCGCCGGGAAGAGGAAUUGGCAGGGCAGGGGCACAGGGAGGAGGGGGAGAUGGCAGGUGGGGAGAUGGGAGGCAGAGGGGCAGAGGGGGAGAGGUGGAAGAGGCUGCGGCAGAGGCAGAGGCGGCGGCAGGGGAGGAAGGAGAGGCCGCGGAGGCCGAGGGGCCUCGCGAGGAGCCACCAGAGCGAAACGCGCCCGAAUCGCCGACGACGAGUUUGAGAACCUGUUUGGGGGCCAGUUUGGAGAGAACGUGUUUGGGGGGAGGUUCAGCCGCCCCCCUCGGAUCAAAACCAGGAACGAGGGCAGGAGGACUGUCCUGUACAACGAUGACUCCGACAACGACACCUUCGUGCACACCGAGGAUCCGUUGAACCUUGGUACCUCCAGGUCAGGCAGGGUGCGCAAAAUGACAGAAAAAGCCAGGGUCAGCCAUCUCAUGGGAUGGAAUUAUUGACAGGUGGAAAACUUUGGAACAAUUUUAAAAGAACUUCAAUGGCCUUCUACUGCAGGGAUUUUACCAGAAAUUCUACCAAGCAAGUUGUGCGGGGACUCCACUCACGUUUUCACAGUGGUGCUUUUCCAUCCUGUCAGUUUGUGUUUGUUUUAAAGCUUCAGCUCUCCACACUUCAUUGGUCAAAACAAGCCUUAGUCAUUAGGCCUUAAAUUACAGAAAUUCUUCCCCACACACUACGAGUUCAUCACAUUAAAGAGGCUUCCAGCUUCUCAGUAAGAACAUGACAUUUUUGAGUCACGCUUAUGAAUUCUCUCCCUCGUUUUGUUUUUGUAUUAUAGAAAUAGCACCUUCUUACAGAGUUUUUAUGUGGUUUCUGCCAUAAAUCCUUAGACACAGUAAUAAUUAUAACUUUUGCACAAUACACCAAUCCUAAAGGCAGCUAUAAAAUGUUUACAGUUUCUAUAUUGUAAGAAGGAUCUGGAUUAUUUUAAUCUUCCCAGGCCAAACGUUGAUGGAAUUGUGCUGAACUGAAGUAUGUCUAUACUACAGUUUUGGGGGUCCUGAUGUGCUUUCUAUCGGUUCUUUAUUCGUGUAAAAAAGUGACAAAAGGGUUGGUGCCUUGUAAAUAUGUAGCAAACCUUUGAUGUGGUGUGUCCUAUGUGUGCAUUAACUUUAUUAAAAAGAGAAUACUUGAGAAGUAUGAAUAUCUAGACAAAAGGUGCCAAAUGCAAAAGUUACUUGCAUCUAUUUUCUUUUUGUCCUCUCAUAUUUUUAUAGUAUUAAUUGAGAUUGUGCAGCUAAAGGGGUGACUUCAACAUUUGAAAGGUUCCUCCUCUUCAAAGCAUAAAGUGAUUUUUAAUAGUAGCUCAGCUACCUCUUAUUUACAACUACUGGAAACUGAAAAGAAAAUAGAUGCUGUUAUUCAGUGCAUGUUGAAGAGGCGAGAAGGAGCUUGAGGGGUGGAAGUUGUAGAGUAACUGUAUCUUCAUUCUCUUGUCACCAUGAAAACCAAUUCAGUGGUUACCAGAGUUCUCAGAAGCAGCACGUUCUGUGCAGGUGGGGAUUUGUUUGUGCAGAGGGGCUGAGCUGCUCCCACUCCUUCCUGCUGCCCCUUGAUCUGUGAAAAUGUGGGUUUGGAUGAGGGGCUGGGGGAGCCCUGCUCCCUCUGGCCAUGCCGGUACAGAACCCUCCAGACUGACUCUUGUAUCUCAAGCUUCCAGAAGAGUAUUCCUGUUGCACUGUACUCUUGUUAUCCUGGGAAAUGCUGACUUGAAACCCUUUGGUAGUGCAGUUUGUGAGGAGAUUGGUGCUCUGGCUCCUUCAGGAGCAGAACUGGGCGCUUGGCGUGGGCUGAGCUGGAGCUGAGCAGCCUCUUCCUUCCUUCCUGGGCUCUGGCUGGAAUAUAUAUGGGACUUCAAUUUUCUCCCGUUGUCCAAACGGAUCUGACAGCUCCGAGAGUGAGUCAGGUCACAGAGAGAACAAACAAAAAGAGGCUACAAAGUUCCGCUGGAGUUUUUCAAGGUUUUUAGGUUUUUUUUAAACUUUCAUCCAAUAUCCUUCAGUUCUUCUGUGCACAGCUUGGUCAAUAAUUCUGGAAAACCUCAGGCAGCAAAGAGUGACCCAUGUAUAUUCUCAGAUGCAGAAGGAAUUUAAUUUUUGACUUUCUAUAUUCAGCACUAGCUAUUUUAUCUCACUUUCCAAAAAAAACCAACUCUAGUUAGAUGCAAAAAUGACUUGAAAAAAAAAAAAAAGCAGAGGUUUAGUUUUGUGAUGAAGGAGAGUAUAUCCUAAACUGCUCAUUAAUAUGAAUUUAUGGUACAGUACAAAAAUCACACUUUUAAUUUUUUAAGGAAUGGUUGGAAUCAGCCGUAAUCCACUGCUGGACUCAAUUCUGGUUUUGAUGGGGGGGUAGGGGGUGGGAAACAAGUGCAAAGGCUCUCCUAGAUCUCUGUUGGGCUUUAAAGUAUAAACACCUGUCCUAUCAUCUUUCUCAUAUAUCUGUAUAUAUAUACACGCAUUUAUAUUUAUAAGAAAUGUAUUAUUUGUUUGACUGAUUGGUCUUUUUACAUAUGGUAACCAGGAAUAGCAUGUAUGCAUCAGUCCAUAGUCAAAAUCAUAUCCUUAGAUGAGUCCUGUGAGCUAAUGUAAACACUAGGGGUUCUGUCCUAAAGCCUGAAAAGCUUGAAAUGCAAAACAAAUGCUUUUUUUUCCCCUCUC